Porites evermanni is the source of this 390-nucleotide messenger RNA. The record is from the annotation of a GenBank genome assembly. NCBI's taxonomy places the organism in Eukaryota, Metazoa, Cnidaria, Anthozoa, Scleractinia, Poritidae.
CCAAUUUCAGUCUCUGCCAACGAUGGGAGAUGGCACCACAUUUGCCUCACAUGGCGAAGCUCAAAUGGCUCAUGGAAUUUUUAUAAGGACGGAACGCUUGCUGCGUCUGGCUCACCGUUGAAUGCAAGGCACGUGAUUAAGGCAGGAGGAUGUCUUGUUCUGGGUCAAUCCCAAAAAGACGUUUGUGGUGUUUUCAAAGCGGACAAGAGAUUUUUUGGCCUUUUAGCAAACGUCAACAUUUGGGACCAGGUACUUUCUUACACCACCAUUACUGCAAUGUCUCAUUCCUGCUAUUCUGGUAUUGGAAAUGUUGUCCAGUGGCUCGACUUCAGCGACGCUGUCAUGGGCAAUGUAGAGGUGACGCCCUCAACCUGUAAACCUGAAACUUAA